Molecule: messenger RNA, 762 nt
Organism: Wallemia ichthyophaga EXF-994
Lineage: Eukaryota; Fungi; Basidiomycota; Wallemiomycetes; Wallemiales; Wallemiaceae
Exons: 4
Coding region: 1-762 (253 amino acids)
Source: RefSeq, a predicted model, not a curated record
AUGGAAAGAGAUCCACUGGGACAGAACAGACCUUUUAGACAUCAAAUAGAUUCCGACGAGGAAGAUGAAGAUAUGCAGGGCUUUUAUCCAGGCCAGCAAUCGCAGCAGACGCAAAUAAUAGACACACCUUUGCAAUUCAAGUCGGCUGUAGACGCCCGAUCCCUCCACAAACCGCUGCUCGUUGCUUUGGGUGAAAUCGGACGUCAUCUCGUAACAAGACUCGAGCAAGUGAGCGUGGUGAAUGAAAUUUCAGCAGACGGUCAAGUGAUAGCACUGCUGCUCGCACACAAGGACAAUGCCAGCAUACUCUACAUCCCCUCGCAGCCCGUCUUGGAGCUCACACACAAGCUGAGCGUACUAAUCCUCGACUUGCUCAAACCAAGCUCGGUUGUCUCGGUGGACACAUACCCCAAUACGACGAUAUACCUCCAAGACUCCGAUAGCGAGAACCCUCCUUUGUUACAACUGGCAAAUGUGGCUGAGGAUGGCGUUAGCGGUGUAGAUUCCCUCCCACCGCCCAACAUUAUCGAGGGUAUUUCAGCUGCACUUCUGUCUAGUGGUCUCAUUAGCCAGUCGAUUACACCCGUAGUUGCACUUCUCGUUCCUACUCUGGCACCUCACACGCCGAUAGUCAGCCAACGUCUAGCUAAUAACGUUGUCGUUGCUCAAAGACUGAAGAGCGACGACUUGGAUGAUUUCAUUGAGGGGCAAACCAUGUUCAGCAUCUUGGCAGACAGCGAUAGACUUCAUUGGUCCGUUUAG